GAAGAAGACUUGCAGUGUUUAUUUUUUACAUACACUCUUGGUUGCCAGUUCCCCAAUUACGGAUUACAUUGUUUCUGGAACAUGUCCAGUUGUGUUGUUUUUUUGUUUAGAAGCUUUUAUUAGUGAUUUCUCAUGGUACAAAGUGCCGUUCUCUUUUGCUCUGUUAACAUCUAGCUAUGCUGUCUGUGACGCCUGCGCAAUAUGCUCGUGUUGACGUCGUGGCGUGUAUCAGGUGCGAUCUAGCGUUUACACGCAGCACUGCGUAUAAUCAUCAGAAUUUGGCGCGAGGUAGUUAGUUACAUGCUGAAGAGUUUACGCGCAGUUUGAUUUUUGCACCACAGCGACUAUCGGAGCACCACUGUUUAGAAGACCGCCCGUCGUUAAAACUGGAUUAUGGUCUGUGUGAUAACGUUACUUAAUUCUACUUUAUCUAACGACGAACUGUCCGUUACAGCACGUAAUUUGACUAUAACGUCUGUUCUAGGACCUGUUCUACAAAUGAGCUAUCUAUCAAAGGAUCAAGAAGAUUGAUACUGAUAUCUGACAAUUGGCCGACAACCUGUUAAGCAGGAUGUUCAGGAUGUCAGAUCUCUCCUAAUCUAGACACACUCACUAUCUUCAAAGAAAAGAACUAAAAAGUCCUGACACAAUGUCUGUGGCCGUGGAAACCACAGUGUCCAGGAUGCCUCUCCCUCUUCCCACCCACUUCUCCCAUGCAGAGCAGUCCUUUUCCCUCAAAAAGCGCCGUCUCCCUUUUUCCUCGUUGUCUACAUCCAACUCAUCCUACUGUUCACCUGCCCAGCUCUCCCAUUCUCUGCCCCCGCUGCCACCAUCCAAGGGAUGUCCCCCUCUGAGCAGGAUGUUCCCCCAGCAUCCAUCCCCAUGGACCCCCCUGUCAUGUUCCCUUAGUAAGUCUCCCGCUCCGAAUUCUGUAUAUGAUCCCAGCAAACAGCAGUCCUAUUUCAGUCAGUGCUACACUAAUUUGGGCCUGCUGGGAAGAGGGUCAUUUGGAGAGGUAUACAAGGUGCAAAGCCAUGAGGAUGGUCGGCAGUAUGCAGUCAAGCGCUCUGCUCAUCGCUUUAGGGGCAACAGUGAGAGGAACCGUAGCGUGAGGGAAGCCAGGAACCACGAGCGCCUCUGUCCUCACCCUCACAUCCUGAAUUUUGUGGCAGCCUGGGAGGAGUGUGGCCGACUUUACAUCCAGACAGAGCUGUGUAGCACCAGCUUGCUGCUCCAUGCUGAGAACCAGUCUCCUGGCCCAGAUGAGCCUGCAGCAUGGGCCUACCUGUGCGAUCUCCUUUCAGCACUGCAACACUUGCACUCUCAUGGUUUUGUGCAUCUCGACCUGAAGCCUGCCAAUGUCCUUAUUACUGACUCUGGCCGCCUCAAGCUGGGGGACUUUGGGCUGCUUUUUGAGCUCAAACAGAAGAGUACAGAGUCUGUAGAGGGGAAAGUGAAAGACGACAUCCAAGAAGGAGAUCCAAGAUACAUGGCCCCUGAGCUGCUCCGUGGGGAAUACGGUCCUGCUGCAGAUGUUUUCAGUUUGGGUGUUUCUAUUCUGGAGCUUGCCUGUAAUAUGGAAGUUCCAAAUGGUGGAGAGGGCUGGCAACAGCUCAGACAAGGCUGCCUCCCCUCAGAGUUUACCAGUGGCCUGUCAACUGAGCUACAGACAGUACUGCGGGUGAUGCUGGCCCCAGAACCAUCUGAGAGGCCGACAGUCUCUGAGCUUCUUGCUCUCCCCUCUGUUAGGAAACACAGGUGGAAGAGGCGCAUCUACCUUGUGGUCGUCGAGACUAUGCUGACACUGGUCUCCCUCUGUCAGUUGGUGUUGUGCUUUGGGUGUAGGCUCCUCUCCUCCCUUCACUUGUCCUUUCUUCCUCACUGGACAAAGCCAGUGCCCUGCACUCCUCCGAAGGGUAGCUGGGACAAGGAUUUAACCCUGCCCCUCAGUGCCAUGCAUGCUGACUCUGGGAGCCCAGAGGAUGAUACAGUGUUUCUGUUGGAUCCUACAGACCCAGAGCUUUCCCCCACCUUCUUACACAGGGUCAAAUCCAGACUGUCUGUGGAAAGCACAUCUACUCCCCUCCCAGGUUCACCGACACUCAAUCAUCGAAGUCCUGCCCGCACACCCACUCAUUCAAAUCUGGGUGAUUGGUCCUCCUGUAACUUAGGGCAGACCCCUUCCAGCAUCCACUCAAAUGGUUGCUGCCACACACUGACACCCAGUGCGAGUCCCAUACACGCAGAGCUUUGUGCAGAUCGCACGAAUGAAAACUCCACACAGAGCCGACAUUCUUCAUCUACCAAGUCCUCGCAGCGACGCGGCCGCAACAGUGUCCAAACGGAGGUGGUUUUGCCCCGACCCAACUUUGAACCAAAGAACCUGCUCAGUCUGUUUGAGGAUACGACUCUAGAGGAACUACCAUGAGUACAAGACCGCCAGUUUACAUACAGGGGAAAGGUGUUUUCACUUUAAAAAUAACGGGUGAAGAGGAACUGAUACGUAUGAAUGUACUUAGUUUGUAUGAACUGUUUGUGCCAUUUUGUAACAGUCUUACAGCCGCUUAUUUUAAUGUGUAUUUGAAAAGAAAUUAUUAAGGGACAAAGGGUUGAAUAUGUAACCAGACCUUAAAGCACUUUUUAUGUUUGUGUAAAUGCAAUCUGUUGCUGAAAUGACAAGUCAUGAUGUAUUGUUUAAUAAGUUAUCAUUAGCUUGGUGUACUCUGAGUCAUUUACCUCAUGAGUUACAGAAGAAAAUAAAAUCUGAAUCUAA
Messenger RNA from Perca flavescens (yellow perch), 2773 nucleotides. It is a transcript of the gene pkmyt1, whose product is annotated as protein kinase, membrane associated tyrosine/threonine 1. The record is from RefSeq and is a predicted model, not a curated record. Gene Ontology annotation, molecular function: protein kinase activity; ATP binding. Gene Ontology annotation, biological process: meiotic cell cycle; protein phosphorylation; negative regulation of G2/MI transition of meiotic cell cycle. Bases 650 to 2428 code for a protein of 592 amino acids. NCBI's taxonomy places the organism in Eukaryota, Metazoa, Chordata, Actinopteri, Perciformes, Percidae. The transcript has 9 exons. Gene Ontology annotation, cellular component: nucleus; cytoplasm.